Prorocentrum cordatum is the source of this 1480-nucleotide messenger RNA. The record is from the annotation of a GenBank genome assembly. Lineage: Eukaryota; Dinophyceae; Prorocentrales; Prorocentraceae.
CGGCCCCAAGAGGCCCCCAAUAGGCUGCCAAGAGGGUUCCAGGAGGCCCACUGUAGCCAUUUUGCCUCACGGCAUCUUUGCGCAAUGGCUCCGGCACAAACAGCGGCCUGCCGCUCGGUUUUGCAGCUUUCCUUCCCGCCGAGCUCGCGGCACCCACGUCCGCGAUGCCGACCAUCAAGCUCACCUACUUCAACAUCGAGGCCGCGGCCGAGAAGGCCCGCCUGGCCCUUGCGAUGACCGGGACGCCCUUCGAGGAUGCUCGCAUUACCUUCGAAGAGUGGGGCGCCCUCAAGCCGACCACGCCCUAUGGUCAGCUUCCGAUCAUGGAGGUCACCGAGGACGAUGGCUCCAAGAAGGUCUUCGCCCAGAGCGUAGCCAUGAUGCGGUAUGUCGCCCGCAGGUUCGACAAGGCAGGAACCCUCUACCCGACCGAUGCCGAUGCUUCCCUCGAGAUCGAGGAAAUCCUCGGCUUGUCUGAUGACAUGGCCCGUGACUGGACUCCCGCGCUCUACAUGGGCAUGGGUCGCCACAUGAAGUUUGGCCAUCCAGAGGACUUUCCGGCAAAGGCCGACACCGUCAAGGCUAUGCGCGAGCGAUUCAUCGCCGAGGACCUGCCAAAGUGGAUGGGAUUCUUGUCAGCCAAGCUCGACAAGACAGGGGCAUUCCUUGCUGGCCCAAACGUGACUAUCGCCGACCUCCAGGUCCUGGCACAGCUGCGCUACUUUACCAAGGGGGUUGCAGAUCACGUGCCGAAGGAUUGCCUCGAGGCUUUUCCGAAGAUCACCGCUUGGAUGGCGAAGAUGUACGAGGUGCCCGAGAUUAAGAAGUGGUACGGCCUCUGACCUGGGAGAUCUGUAUAGCUUCAAGCGAUCGUUUUAGAGUUCGCUGCUUUGUACUUCUGGCUUGGGCCAGAGUUUCAGCACUUGGGGCGCAUUGCGACCCUUUUUGGCAACCACGCUUUCCACUCUUCCUCCUCAUAGUCGUUGUCCUCCUUCCUCGCCUUCUCCUUCUCCUCCUCCUCCUCCUCUUCUUCCUCUUCCACUUGCGCUUCUCAGCUGGCAUUUCCCGCUAACUUGGCGCACCGAUUCCGUGUCAGAGGUGCAGCUGCGGGCUUGCCCCGUGGCCCCCGUGGCCCCAGGCGUGCAGCUCCGAGGUGCCCUCGCCGGGGGUCAGGACGAGGCGUGCCGCCCAGCAGGGGCUGCAGCCGAGAGCGAGGGUGCACGGGGUUGCCGGCGUUCCGGACUAAACACUCACGGUCAGGCAGCUCCCGCCAUGCUCGCCCGCGCAGCUUGGGCGUCAAGCCUCCAGCAAGACAACCAGUCGCGCCCAGGACGUCCACUGUGGUACUCGGUCCACUUGCGGCUCGAGUGCGCAGGAAGUGCAGCUCCAAGCGGAGUGCUGUGCGGCGUGCGCUUUUUCUGGUUCCCGUGCACCCAUUAUACCCUUGCAAGCCUCGGGGGCGAUCAGUGGCGGAAAAAAA